Molecule: messenger RNA, 748 nt
Organism: Lactuca saligna
Lineage: Eukaryota; Viridiplantae; Streptophyta; Magnoliopsida; Asterales; Asteraceae
Source: the annotation of a GenBank genome assembly
AUGCAGAGGGCAAGGCCCUGGCCCCCUUUAAACCUUCCCCAUUGUUGUCGUUCACCAAACGACGGUGGUCACCGGGACAUAAAUCAGCGUCGGAUUCAUCAUUUUCAAAAGCCAAUGGCCGAAGCUGGGAAUUCAAUGCUCUAUUCUCUUCUUCUCUUUGUUGUUACUCUCUCACUGCAAGAAAUUUCACUUGUGUUUCUUUUCUUACUAACUUUCAUUGGAAAUUUCCAAGAAACUUCUGGGGUCAAAACUGGAUGGGGUGCAGUUAUUCUAGCUGAAGCUGUUGCUCUUGUUGCUGCUGGCACUGUGCAUCGAGUUUGUAUAACAACUUGCUUUUUGUUCUCGGCUGCGAUAUUGUACGAGGUAAACCAGAUUUCAGGGGUUAUGGCUUCAAAAAGUGAAUCCAAAGGUCGAAGGCAUUAAUCUGAAAACAUGUUUUUGUUUUGGUUGUAUCCUUUGAAGUAAAAGAUGAUGAUAUGAUAGAUAUAAUAUGUUAGACCAAUUUAUACUAGACUUUAUGCUCUCUUUUUUUUUUUAAUAUGGAUCAUGGUAAAAGACUAAGAGUAUGCUCAUUUUAACAAGACUUGAAUUUCAUGCAUAUUAUUUUCAACUGUUUUUACUUUUGAUUUAUUAUUAUUAUAAUGGAUACAAUAUUUUAGACUAUGCUCAUCUUUGGAAUGAAUGAAAUAUGACACGGAAUGGAACCUCAAAGUAUAUUAUGUUUAAAAACCCCUCAACUCUUCUUCAC